UUCUUCCACCUACUUUCAACCAUGCUUUCAUCUCUGUUGCUCUCUCUCUCUCUCUCCCUUAAUAUUCAACCAAUGAAGCAACACCUUGCUUUUCUUUUCUUUCUUCUCCUUCUUUCCUCCUUCCUAGUUUCUCCCCGUCUCCUUCAACCACCCAAAGGUGAGAAGGAAGUGCAGCUCAAUCAUAAAUCUGUUUCUCGGUCGUCCUUUCAGCUAAAUGACAAUAUGGAACAAUUAAUGGGUUCGGAGGAGUGCUUUGAGAAUGAUGAAGGGUGCAAUAGCAGAAGGAUGAUGGUGGAGGCGCACUUGGAUUACAUCUACACGCAACGCCACAAGCCUUGAAUUAAUUGGACUUGAACUUUGGUUCAAAGGCAGAGUAUUAAGUACGAGUCCCUAAUAUAAAACCAAUAAAACCGUCUUCUGUUUUUUCCGGGAUUCAA
This is a messenger RNA of Vigna angularis (adzuki bean), 437 nucleotides long. Its product is annotated as putative phytosulfokines 6. Gene Ontology annotation, biological process: cell population proliferation. The transcript is spliced from 3 exons. Gene Ontology annotation, molecular function: growth factor activity. Gene Ontology annotation, cellular component: extracellular region. NCBI's taxonomy places the organism in Eukaryota, Viridiplantae, Streptophyta, Magnoliopsida, Fabales, Fabaceae. Bases 22 to 339 code for a protein of 105 amino acids. The record is from RefSeq and is a predicted model, not a curated record.